Aspergillus pseudoviridinutans is the source of this 849-nucleotide messenger RNA. RefSeq names its product alpha/beta fold hydrolase. The transcript has a single exon. The record is from RefSeq and is a predicted model, not a curated record. NCBI's taxonomy places the organism in Eukaryota, Fungi, Ascomycota, Eurotiomycetes, Eurotiales, Aspergillaceae. Bases 1 to 849 code for a protein of 282 amino acids.
AUGCAGGCAUACCAGUCUGUCCCUACCAGAUGGGUUUCUGUCGACGGGUCUAAGAUUGCUUAUCGACGGAUUGGAAAACCAGGGGCCGUGCCUCUUCUUUUCAUUACCCACUUUCGCGGCACUAUGGACGUCCUAGACCCCCUGCUGAUUAAUAGCAUUGCUCGAAACAGAGAGGUGAUUCUGUUCGAUAACACCGGCGUGGGUCACAGUGAGGGGACUGUUCCGGACUCUCUACCAGCGAUGGCUCUCACUACUGUGGGGUUUCUUACUGCCAUCGGUGUCGAUAAGGCAGACAUCAUUGGCUUCUCUAUGGGCGGCCUCAUCGCACAAUACAUUGCUGUGGACCAUCCGCACUUUGUCAAUAAGCUUGUUCUGGCUGGGACACAGUCGGGAUAUGGUGACGGCGUGGCUUAUGCGCCGCCAGAGGUGCUAGAGAGCCUAAGCGUUCCCGGCCAACCCCUCGAGGAGGAUAUAGUACCUCUUUUUUUUACGCCGACCGAGACCAGCCGCGCACUUGGCCAUCAAUGGUUUGAGAGAAUUAUGGAGCGGCAUGUUACUGGAGAAGAGGCAAAGGGAUUCCUUGAAGGCCCUGGCGUCACUGCACAGCAUACCGCGAUAUGGAAAUUCGCCUCAGAUCCAGAAAUAUUCGAAAGACUAGGAACAAUCAAGAUGCCGGUCUUGGUGACGAAUGGGCAGAAUGAUAUUAUGGCACCGACAGUCAACAGCUAUAUACUACAGCGGAAGCUGCCUAAUGCUGAGUUACAUAUUUAUGCUGACUCCGGCCACGGGCAUCUCUUCCAGAUGCCUGAAACUUAUGCGAAGCAAUUGGAGCUAUUCUUGGGGCGUUAA